CGCAUAUCUCGUCGGGCUGAGCACCGAAUAACUGGGGAUGAUUGGGGACGCUUCGUUCGCGUCCACUUUCGUCUUCGACUCUUCAAGGUCGCGUUCCGUUAUUAAUUCUUGCCCGAAAGGAAACGCCUUUGAUCGCUUCCCCAAUCUCGUCUUCGUGACUUUGUUUCGCUUGCGGUGGAGCUAGAGGGGCGCGACAGAGAGCAAGAGGGAGGGUGUAAAUUAAGCGAGCAGAAGGAAGUAAUUGAGCUACCCGGAGGAUGGCCGCCACCGCCCAUUUCACGCUGAACACCGGCGCCCGCAUCCCCUCGGUGGGCCUCGGCACCUACAAGGCCGCACCCGGAGUCGUCGCCGGCAUGCUCAGCUCCGCCGUCAAGGCAGGGUACCGACACAUAGACUGCGCGCCACUGUACAAGAACGAGAAGGAGAUUGGCGUUGCUCUGAAGAAUCUCUUUGACGACGGCGUGGUCAAGCGUGAAGACCUUUUCAUCACCUCCAAGAUAUGGUGCAGUGAUCUCGCGCCCGAAGACGUUCCGCCUGCAAUUGACAGUACACUGAAAGAUCUGCAGCUGGAAUAUGUGGAUCUGUAUCUAAUCCAUUGGCCGUUUCAGGUCAAGAAGGGCACUGAAAUUUGCCCUGAGAACUUUGUCCAGCCUGACAUUCCCAAGACCUGGCAAGCAAUGGAGCAGCUGUACGAUUCAGGUAAAGCUCGCGCGAUCGGUGUGAGCAAUUUUUCCUCCAAGAAGUUAGGUGAUCUUCUAGGCGUGGCUCGUGUCCCCCCAGCUGUUGAUCAGGUUGAGUGCCACCUCGGCUGGCAACAAGCGAAACUCAGAGCAUUUUGCCACUCCAGGGGAGUUCAUCUAUCAGCGUAUGCGCCUUUGGGCAGGAUGAAAGACGUCGCGAGUAACCCUGUGGUGACGACAGUAGCCGAAACCUUGGGAAAAACUCCAGCUCAGAUUGCUCUUCGCUGGGGUCUUCAACAGGGCCAGAGUGUACUUCCCAAGAGUGCUAAUGAAUCAAGGUUGAAGGAGAAUAUUGAUCUGUUUGAUUGGUCUAUUCCUGAAUCACUGUGUGCCCAGUUUUCUGAAAUCAAACAGGUUAAGCAAAUCAGAGGCGAUUCAUUUGUGCACCCACAGAGCGUUUACAAAACCUAUGAAGAGCUCUUUGAUGGAGAAAUCUAAAACAAGACAUCGCCUCGCCACCAGAAUGGAAGCUGAUAUUUGUUAUCGAUGUAUCGCUCUUUUAUUCCUUCAAAGAAAUAGGUGUCUGGGGCUCCAGCCUCGCUCCGUGGAAGACAUUCAUCAUACAAGCAAAAACCUGCCAAGGAACAACUGAACCUUAUUAUGCUUCUGUUCUACUGUAAGAUAAACAAGCAGUACACGAAUCACACGAUGAGCAAACGUCCAAGGCUAAUAAUUUGCUUCA
Molecule: messenger RNA, 1422 nt
Organism: Brachypodium distachyon (stiff brome)
Lineage: Eukaryota; Viridiplantae; Streptophyta; Magnoliopsida; Poales; Poaceae
Product: NADPH-dependent aldo-keto reductase, chloroplastic
Exons: 7
Coding region: 258-1178 (306 amino acids)
Cellular component (GO): cytosol
Molecular function (GO): aldose reductase (NADPH) activity
Source: RefSeq, a predicted model, not a curated record